Nomia melanderi (Alkali bee) is the source of this 1242-nucleotide messenger RNA. Its product is annotated as Carbonic anhydrase 9. Gene Ontology annotation, cellular component: cytoplasm. The record is from RefSeq and is a predicted model, not a curated record. NCBI's taxonomy places the organism in Eukaryota, Metazoa, Arthropoda, Insecta, Hymenoptera, Halictidae. Gene Ontology annotation, molecular function: zinc ion binding; carbonate dehydratase activity.
UGAAUUUAAUGAACUUAAUAGAUAACAUAUGUACAACAGGUGUUAUAGUCGGUAUAUGAGUACUUCAAGUUCGUGAUACUAUAGCUCUAAUUGAAAAGAAACAUACGGAAUGUGUAUAUUGAAGAUACUGUGUCAAACAGCGUCGACGUUGAUAAUAGAAAAUGUAACAAGUACACGAAACAGUCUGAACUGGAGAUGCUGGAAGUAACUCAGUACGUUUUUUGGAUCUGUUCAUGAACUUUAAAGUUAAACUUUGUUACUCGACCAAAAUACUUUCUAAUUUAAGAUGAACAUCAUCAAACUUAUCAAUUUAUUGACAACCAUAUCACUUGUUAGAGGGCAUUUUGGGUACAGUAGAAAGGAUCAAUAUAUGUGGAUUCAAAAAUUCAAGAUGUGCAGUGGAAAGUUACAGUCUCCUGUAUCAAUAUCAUCAUCUAAAUCAAUCGCUGUUCCUUUACCAGCCCUGGAGGUGAUCGGUUAUCAUGAUUAUCUUCCAGGUACAUUGCGGCUAAAGAACAAUGGUCAUUCAGUUACAAUGAGUACAAAUAACAAUGUAAAAGAUGAACGUUUACCCUACAUAUUCGGCGCUGCGCUCCCUAUAAAUGAAGAGUAUGAGAUAGAUCAUUUACAUUUCCAUUGGGGUGCAAAAAAUAACAGGGGAUCUGAACAUGUGUUGAACGACGUUAGAUAUCCAAUGGAGAUGCAUAUGGUUCAUAGAAAUAAAGCAUAUUCGAAUCUAUCUGAUGCGCUAAAUUAUGAAGAUGGUCUUGUAGUUUUGGGUAUCUUUUUCCAAUUGCAGGAGAAAGACAACAGAUUAUUGUAUCCCAUAUUGAAUGGAUUGGCAGGAGUACAAUGGUUGAAUACGGAAACAAAGUUAAAUACCUCGAUAACAUUAGCUUCUUUAUUACCCCACAAUACAGAUGUAUUUUAUGUUUACAAAGGUUCGUUAACUACACCUCCGUGCAACGAGGUAGUAACAUGGAUAAUAUUUUCAACUCCAGUCCCAAUAUCUUUUACUCAGUUAAAUAAAUUUAGAUUACUUUUCAACAAAGAAGGUUCAUUAACAGAUAAUUAUAGAAGAUUACAAGAUAUAGGACUUAGAAAAGUAUAUGUUAGAAGACUAAAUUCAUAUUUAAUUGCAAAAUACAAUGGAACAAUGUUUAAUGUUACAAAUUUAGAUUGGUUUUGGCGUUAAAUAUAUCCUUGUCCAAACAAAACUUAACAAAUAUAAUAAUUUUGGCG